Molecule: messenger RNA, 609 nt
Organism: Penicillium salamii
Lineage: Eukaryota; Fungi; Ascomycota; Eurotiomycetes; Eurotiales; Aspergillaceae
Source: the annotation of a GenBank genome assembly
AUGGGUAUCUUCGGUCACCACAAUCUUGAUCCUGUCGCUGAGCCUAUCGCUAUUUUCGACCAAUUUGUUGCGAAGGAGCCGCAGACAUUGGUCCUAAGAGAAAAGGUGCUCUCUGUCUCUGGUGAUAGCUUUGAAAUUAAGUUUGCCGAUGGUCAGCCAUGUUUAAAGGUGCACGGAGCCUGGGUCUCCCUAUCUGGUCGCAAGAAGGUCGAGGACGCACAUGGAAAGCACCUGUUUGAUAUCGUUAAGGAACUUCUACAUAUCCACGCGACCUAUGCCGUUGAGGAUACGCAUGGCAAGAAGAUGUGUGAGGUCAAGAGCAGUCUUAAAUUGCUCGGCUCCAAAGCUACCGCCAGCUUCACUGAUAGCAAUGGCAAAGCUAGAGUUCUGAAAAUGAAAGGAGGCUGGUUCGAUCAUACCGCCGAUAUUGUCGACGAUAAGAGCGGCCAAACAGUAGCUCGAAUUGAUCGGAAAUUGCUUAGUGGUCGCGACCUUGUGUUUGGCCAGCAAACCUACGCCGUUGUUGUGGCACCUGGAGUGGACGCAGCAUUGAUCGCUGCGUUGUGUAUCUGCUUCGAUGAAAAGAAUAACGACGAGCGUGGUGAAUAG